CCUUUAUGUUGUCUAUAGGGAAUUAUUUUGAGUUUGAUAGAGGGAAAAGCGAAAUGUCAAUCAAAGAAACAACUCAUUACGUUACCUACCACUUAGUUAUUUUGUAAUAUUGCGAAAUAUCCAAGUAUCUAGUUUGUGCGAAAUAAACAAAAGCCAGCGAGAAACUAGCGUAUAUAUGUAAAAGUUUCACAGUAUUUUUUAGUAUAUUACCUUAUGACGUUGAUCACUAUUCACUAGUUCUUUCUUUACUCCCAAGCUAUGAAGGCGAUAAACAAAAAGGUUCCCGGUUUAUUGCCUGCCCCGCCAAAAAGCGAAGUAGACGGCAAAAUCACUGACUUAACAUCGAAGACCGUAUCAGAGUUGUGUGAGUUGCGAGAUAGGCAGUUGAAACUAUUAAACAAUAAACCCUUUAUAUCUAAACUGCCUGAUAAAGGAGCUAAAAUUCAAGCUUUUCAUGAUAAAAUUAUUACUGAACUGAAGGCCAAACAGGAUGAGGAACAAACUUGUAUUAUGUUCGACAAGUUGAAACUCUCUGGUGUUGACAAAAAUAAUGUGCAACAGGUUGAAUGGGUUGGCAAAAUCGACGAUAAAAAAGAAACAUAUCUAGACUCUGAUGACGACAGUGAACCAGAGGAUGUAUUACAUAUUCUCAGCCAAAACACAGUGCUAGAAAAACAAGUAAAAGUAUUAACACCUGAAAAGCCUCUGAUAACCAAUGAAGACUUAUUAAAAAUUGGUGAAUUACCCCAUGUAAAGUAUAUAGUAGAAAAAACUGAGGUUCAACCAAAACCUAAACCUACAGGUCAAUUCAAACCUUAUAAGACAACAAUAACCAAUGCUCAUAAUCCAGAAAAGGAGGUUUUGAGGAAAAAGCAUAAACAUUGGGAGGUUACCGCUGCAACGCCACCUCCAAGUGUCUAUGGCCCAGCUAAAGUAUUGUCUAUAGAAGAAUCUUUGAAACUCCAAAAAGAAUACAAUAGUCAUUUGAAAGAAAUAGAGGCACAACAUGCUGCUGAGAAACUGUUGGCCCGAUCCGGAAUCAAGAUGGCCGAGUUACCAGUAGAUAGAAGUACUUUUGGAAAAUAUAGAGAGGUGAAUAGUGAUGAUUCUGAUGUAUCGGACGCAGAAGGCAGUGAUAAAGAGGUACAUGAUGAGGAACCAGAGAGAGGAGGCGUUAUUUUUACAGUCAUGAAUUAAUUGAAACACACUUGCUGUUGAAGGAUUCAAGAUUCAAGAUUGUUUUGUAAAACAUAUGUAAAUAAUGCUAAUUUAAUAAGAGAAUAAAGUAUUUUUAAUAA
Messenger RNA from Helicoverpa zea (corn earworm), 1298 nucleotides. RefSeq lists its product as uncharacterized. Gene Ontology annotation, biological process: transcription elongation by RNA polymerase II. Lineage: Eukaryota; Metazoa; Arthropoda; Insecta; Lepidoptera; Noctuidae. Gene Ontology annotation, molecular function: transcription elongation factor activity. Bases 259 to 1197 code for a protein of 312 amino acids. Gene Ontology annotation, cellular component: nucleus. The transcript has 2 exons. The record is from RefSeq and is a predicted model, not a curated record.